Molecule: messenger RNA, 1376 nt
Organism: Nilaparvata lugens (brown planthopper)
Lineage: Eukaryota; Metazoa; Arthropoda; Insecta; Hemiptera; Delphacidae
Product: paired mesoderm homeobox protein 2-like
Exons: 5
Coding region: 307-1062 (251 amino acids)
Biological process (GO): regulation of DNA-templated transcription
Molecular function (GO): DNA binding; DNA-binding transcription factor activity, RNA polymerase II-specific
Source: RefSeq, a predicted model, not a curated record
GAAUUUCGGAAAUCUUCGACUCAAAAGAUCCCCCAAAAGAAGCAAAGUAGUCUUAUCCGGCGCUAGGAGUAGAUCGUUAAAAACUAAACUGCAAAUCAGUCGUAUUUUGUGUUGGCUAAAGUAGUAGAAGAAAUCCCCAACAAAUAAUAAUAAUUGAAUACUUCUAAGUUAUCUUUAAAAUAACUGAAAUAUUCAAUUAUCUUCUCUAGUUAACUGUUCAUUAGUUUUUCAUUCAGAGUGAUGAUCAAUUGAAGUGAAUAGAAUUUCCUAAAUAAGAUUUGGAUAGUUUCCAAUUUGACGAUUGUCAUGUUAUUAGAAGAGUGUGAACCCAACAGUUUCCAGCCAAACAGUGUUAUAGACUGCUUUAACAAUGGACCAGGACCUGUUUAUCCUUCUAAUCUGCCGGGUAGUGGGAAUUCAAGGCGAUUUUCGGUCACAUCUCUAUUGCAGUUGGAUAGUGCAGUGAAUACAAGUCAUAGCGACGAUGAGGAAGAUGAGGAUGGGAAACGAAGAGGUAAACCGAGAAGGAAUAGGACGACGUUCAGCAGUGCUCAACUGAGUGCACUGGAAAGGGUGUUCGAACGAACACAUUAUCCUGACGCCUUCGUCAGAGAAGAGUUGGCAAGGAGGGUCGGCCUGAGUGAGGCUAGAGUUCAGGUUUGGUUUCAGAACCGGAGAGCAAAGUUCAGAAGAAAUGAGAGGACUCUGCUCACUCAGAGAGGAUCCACCGUGAGAAGUAAUGUAGACUCCUCAACACUGUCAGAAACACCCCUAGCUCCCCGAACGGCAGCACCCCAUCUCACAACAAGUCCUGCCUAUACAAACGGCGAUUUCUUCAGAUCAGCAGCUUGGAAGGCAUCACCACAAUUUGCUCUUCUCCCACCUCCACCCACAACUGGAUCAACAUGUGCUUUCAUGGCAUCAGGUCUACCAACCGCAACAUAUAACUCUGUGGCUACAUCCUUGACGCAUUCUCUCCACGAUGCAUGCAGUAUGACCAACAGCAUUGCCAGUCUUCGUUUAAGAGCUCACGAGUACGCUUACCAUUCAACGCACUUCUGAUUUUUUCUGAAAUUGAAAUUAUAUUCAUCAACAAGAAAUAUUCAUCAACUUUAAUUCAACCAUUUUUGUAGGUUGUUAGUCAAUCUAAGGUAUCAAUAAAAUUGUGACUUGAUUCGAUUCAAUUCAAGGUUCCAUACCAGAGUUUUGAAUGAAUUUUCUAAAAACGUAUUCUUCAGGACUAAAGGAACUACGGUACCAAUUAUCUCUCACUGUUUCAUGGAGUAAUAUCCAAAGAUUAAUGCUGCCUUAACAAAAUUGUACAGCUAUUUAAUUUUUUAUUAGACCUAAUAAAAAUAUUUUCAUCAAAAUCUUCA